AUUGUCAUUGUCAAUACUGUCAUCGAAUAAUGCAAUUUGUUCGAAAUCGAAAUUUCGUCGAAACGAGGAAAUACACGAUUUUUGCUAGUAUUAAUAAGCCGGUGCGAACAAAAACCACGUAAAUAGGGAUAUAAAAUCUUGAAUUAACCAUAAAAUAUAUUUAUCCAUUCAUCAUACCGCUAAUCGUGAGUGUUCACUUGGAUUUGUGGAGUCCGGGUAUGGCGGAUCAGUCGUCAGUUCUGGCUUUGUUGAUACUGGCAGUCGGGGUGACCGUGCACUUCUCGCUGCACAAAGUGGAAGAAGGUCAUGUAGGCGUCUAUUACCGGGGAGGGGCGUUACUUCCGGUGACCAGUCAGCCUGGCUUCCAUAUGAUGAUCCCACUAUUAACAUCAUACAAAGCUAUACAGACCACUCUUCAGACCGACGAAGUGAAGAAUGUACCAUGCGGUACCAGUGGUGGUGUUAUGAUAUACUUUGAGCGGAUCGAAGUUGUAAACAAACUCGAGCCCAUUAGUGUGCUAGACAUGGUGCGUAACUUCACCGCGGACUACGAUAAGACGCUGAUAUUCAACAAGGUGCACCACGAACUGAAUCAGUUCUGUAGCGCUCACACACUGCAUGAAGUUUAUAUUGAUCUGUUUGAUCAAAUCGAUGAGAAUUUACGAACUGCGCUACAAAGAGAUUUAAACGAAAUGGCGCCUGGACUACGGGUGCAGGCAGUCAGAGUAACGAAACCAAAGAUACCUGAGACCAUCCGUAAGAACUAUGAGCUUAUGGAGGCUGAGAAGUCUAAACUUCUUAUUGCUGCACAACAUCAGAAGGUUGUUGAGAAGGAGGCAGAGACAGCAAGGCGCAAGGCCGUCAUCGAAGCGGAAAAAGAGGCGCAAGUGGCGAAAAUUCAAUAUGAACAGAAAAUUAUGGAGAAGGAAUCUUUGCAGAAGAUUGAACUCAUUGAGGACAGCAUUCACAAAGCCAAACAGCAAACCAAAGCUGAGGCAGACUUCUAUCAUCUGCAGAAACAGGCUGAGGCUAACAAACUGCUGUUGACAAGAGAGUACUUAGAAUUGAAGAGAUACGAGGCUCUCGCACUUAACAAUAAGAUAUACUUUGGCAAUGACAUUCCCAACAUGUUCCUGCAGGCAACUGUUGGUGACAGUGUACCAGUUCCUAUACCCAAGGGUGUCAAAGUUGAAUGAGUGUUAAUUACUUUACAAAACCUGCUAGUCACAGAAUAGGGGUGAAAGGCCAGCGAGACUGCAUCAGUGAUGUGAUAUACCUCAAGGACUCUUUAGCCUGAACAUUGAUGAGUUCCUAGCAGGAGAUUGUUGAAACAUGUACAUCACUGUUUCAAAUGAUAGAUUAGUACAGUUUGCUUUCAAGUGUUGUUAUGAAAUGCAUGCCUGCUGACAGGGCCAAGAUUGUACAUCAUGUACUUGAAGAUUCUCAGGCUUUCUUGGCCCAAAGUAUCUUACCAUUUGGUGACAAUUUUGAAGUUAGGUGCCCUAAUCUCAGAGUAUUGUGUGGUUGUUUAAAUAAGAGUGCAAUACAGUUUUGUUUUCAUGAAUUGUGAUAUUUUUACUAAAUGUUUAAAAGACACUAUGUAGUAGGUGUGAAUAAAUUAGGAUUUUUUACAGUGAAUGAAAUGCAUCACAUUGGCUGCACUCAGUUUAUUUGACUGACUUUUAUUUCUGUGUUAUAUUUUGUAUGUACAUAGCUUUUUUAUUGUGUAAUAAAAGUAAUAAUAUGUGGAAAAAAA
Molecule: messenger RNA, 1756 nt
Organism: Helicoverpa zea (corn earworm)
Lineage: Eukaryota; Metazoa; Arthropoda; Insecta; Lepidoptera; Noctuidae
Product: erlin-2-like
Exons: 7
Coding region: 219-1196 (325 amino acids)
Biological process (GO): SREBP signaling pathway
Cellular component (GO): endoplasmic reticulum; endoplasmic reticulum membrane
Molecular function (GO): cholesterol binding; ubiquitin protein ligase binding
Source: RefSeq, a predicted model, not a curated record